Pipistrellus kuhlii (Kuhl's pipistrelle) is the source of this 3722-nucleotide messenger RNA. RefSeq names its product purinergic receptor P2Y1 (gene P2RY1). NCBI's taxonomy places the organism in Eukaryota, Metazoa, Chordata, Mammalia, Chiroptera, Vespertilionidae. The record is from RefSeq and is a predicted model, not a curated record. The transcript has 2 exons. Gene Ontology annotation, molecular function: G protein-coupled ATP receptor activity; ATP binding; A1 adenosine receptor binding. Gene Ontology annotation, cellular component: plasma membrane. Bases 361 to 1521 code for a protein of 386 amino acids. Gene Ontology annotation, biological process: relaxation of muscle; phospholipase C-activating G protein-coupled receptor signaling pathway; platelet activation.
CCCGGGCUCAGAUCGGGGGAAAGUUGUCGGCGGCGGCGGCGGCGGCGGUGCGCCGCGCGCCCUCGUUGUGUAACCUCGGCGCUGCUUGCCGGGCCGGACGGGGAAGUUGUUGGCCCGCCCGCCGGCCCGCCAGCCCGGUUCGAUCCCCAGCCUCGGGCGGGUUUCAUGGCCCGCGGGGGCCGCGGGUCCGGAGCCGGCGUCCUGGGCUGCCCCCCGCGCGCCCCCUCCCGCGGGGCCCCCCGGCGCCCGCUGCCUCCCGCGCGCCCCCUUCUCCGAUGCGCGCUGCGCCCCUCGCCGCCGCCGCCCUCUCUCCGCCUUUCGCUCCUCGGAGCCUCCGCCUAAGUCCGCCGGGACGCGAGCAUGGCCGAGGGGCCGUGGUGGUCGGCGAUCCCCAACGGGACGGACGCCGCCUUCCUGGCCGCCGCCGCCGCCGCCGCCGCGGGCCCGGGCUCCCCGUGGGGGGGCGCGAACAACAGCACGAUCGCCGCCGCCUCCUCCACCGCCGCCGCCGCCGCGUUCCGCUGCUCGCUCACCAAGACGGGCUUCCAGUUCUUCUACCUGCCCAUCGUGUACAUCGUGGUGUUCAUCGUGGGCUUCCUGGGCAACAGCGUGGCCAUCUGGAUGUUCGUGUUCCACAUGAAGCCCUGGAGCGGCAUCUCGGUAUACAUGUUCAACUUGGCCCUGGCCGAUUUCUUGUACGUGCUCACGCUGCCCGCUCUCAUCUUCUACUACUUCAACAAGACCGACUGGGUCUUCGGCGACGCCAUGUGUAAGCUGCAGCGCUUCAUCUUCCACGUGAACCUCUAUGGCAGCAUCCUCUUCCUCACCUGCAUCAGCGCGCACCGCUACAGCGGCGUGGUGUACCCGCUGCAGUCGCUGGGCCGCCUCAAGAAGCGCAACGCCGUGUACAUCAGCGUGCUCGUGUGGCUCAUCGUGGUCCUGGGCAUCUCCCCCAUCCUCUUCUACUCCGGCACGGGGCUCCGCAAGAACAAGACCCUCACCUGCUACGACACCACCACCGACGAGUACCUGCGGAGCUACUUCAUCUACAGCAUGUGCACCACCGUGGCCAUGUUCUGCAUCCCCCUCGUGCUGAUCCUGGGCUGCUACGGCCUGAUCGUGAGGGCCCUGAUCUACAAGGACCUGGACAACUCGCCCCUGCGGAGGAAGUCCAUCUACCUGGUGAUCAUCGUGCUCACGGUGUUCGGCGUGUCCUACAUCCCCUUCCACGUCAUGAAGACGAUGAAUCUGCGCGCCCGGCUGGACUUUCAGACCCCGGAAAUGUGCGCUUUCAACGACAGGGUGUACGCCACCUACCAGGUGACCAGAGGCCUGGCCAGCCUUAACAGCUGCGUGGACCCGAUCCUCUACUUCUUGGCUGGGGACACUUUCCGAAGGAGGCUCUCCCGGGCCACCAGGAAGGCUUCCCGGAGGAGCGAAGCCAAUCUGCAGUCCAAGAGUGAGGACAUGACCCUCAACAUUUUGUCCGAGUUCAAGCAGAAUGGAGACACGAGCUUGUGAAGACGCGAGAAAUCCCCACACGCCCGGCUGUUGGAACAUGGUCUCAGGCUGUCCAGCUGAUUUACAGUAUGCGUUACAUACAUUGUUUCAGCUUCUGGAGAACUUUAUUUCGGAGUGUGGGUCCAUGGAGGAGGUGGACAGUGACUAGAAAUGCCCUUUUACUCCAUGGCAUGUUUCUUUUUUUUCUUUUUUUUUUCCAGAGUGUUUCUUCUUUAGCUUCGUACAUCCCGCAGUAGACAAUGGUGGCAUGUGGAUGCAUGUCCAAUAAUAGCAAGUAUGAUCUCCCUGGCUCCUUCCAGGCAAAAAGAGCUCUCUGGGAAGAGUCUGUGUGUGCUAAUGGUGACAUGAGGGUCAGGAUGAAGCAGUGAUCUUACCAUCUGAUUCUUGACCUAUGAUGAUAUGAAUAAGUAUUUUAAUAAAUGCAGAAGUGUGUUGGCAUUUUGAGGAAAGAAUUGUUAAAAUUAGGGGAUUUAUCAGUUAAUUGAUAACCAUGGCAUUGCCAUUCGGCCGGCUAUGGAACUCUCGACCCUUUCAAGUCCAUUCUUUGGAAUAAAAAGGUUGGAUAACAGCUCUCGGUUGGGACUGUGGAAACAUUAAGACUACAGACAGACAGCGAUGUAUGAAAUCUUCUACUGUACAGAAUUCUUCAAUUCCAGUCAUUGGCUAAAAAUUCUUACGAAGUUCAAUUGUGAUGUGUCCUGUAAGUUUUCUCAUCUAGGCUGGCAGUACACUACGCUGCCUUUGGAUACAAAAGAGAAAUGCUUAGAGCUGCUGGAAUUGGACUAGAGACAAUAAAGAUGUGUAACUACAAUAGUAAGAGAUCUAUUGAAGCUUUAAUUUUGCUGGUCAAAUUGUAGCUAUCGUAGUAUUUAUUAAUGAAGCUUACAGUUCUUCAGUUGUACAGAUUGAAAGACUCUCUUGAAAGAUCCCACAUACUGAUGUAAAUUAUAUUUAUUACAAUGUACAAUAUUAAUGUUGCACUGGUAUCUUUGCAUAAUAAAUGAUACAUACAUAAAAUGAAUUAUUGUAUAUUAUGAUGCUUUUCAAAUAUUAGUAUCUUGACAUUUUUGUCUUUAGAUUUUUUUAAUUUAAAUAGAGAAAUCUGUUUUGUGAUAUAAUUGAUUUACUCUAGAUACCCUUUUGCACAUUUAACUUUUUAUUUAGGGUUCUUUCUAUACAGACACAAUUUGGUGUCCAACUAUAUUAGCUCAAUAGCAAAUAGAAAACAUCUGGGUCUGUAUAUAAAAUUAUAGAAAAGUUGAUAUUAUCUUUUCAGGACAUUUAAAAUUGUACCCUCAAAUAUGAUCAGAGCUUCUAAUUCCCAAUGCAAUGCUUGUCCUAGCUUCAAAGUAGAUUCACUUAGAAGUCUGGUGGGUUGGGCACUUUUGAAGCAGCAUUAGAAUUUAGAGAAAAACUUAAGGAAGAUGGGAGAGAAAACGACAGCUGGUGUAAUCUGUUACUGUGCUUAGUCUUGCUUAAAUUUCUGUGCUGUGUUUCUUUUUAAGGUGAAAUAGUAUAAUCUUAAUUUCUCUGAGACAGAGCUUCUAAGUAACACAAUACCAGCAAGUUUAACAUUGCCAAUCAUUUUAAUGUUUCAGUUUUUCAGUUGAGAACUUUAAUUCCAAGUGUUAAUAGUGAUAAGUGUAUUAUAUUUGGCUGCUGAAUUCUGUUACAUUUUUAUUCUGUUGUACAUUGUAUUAUACAUGUCAUUACAAAUUAAUAUGAAGGGAGAUAUACGUGACAUAUCAAAAUUUGUGAAUUUGAAUUGUAGUCUGUGCUUUUGCAAAAAUGUUUAUUUUUAUAUUAUCUGUGACUUUAUAUAGAUAAUUGAAUUGGGUUUCCUUGUGAUUAAUAGUGAUAUUGAAUGAGCAGUAUGGAAACAGUGUUACUUGACUUUUUGAGCUUUCUCAGGUUAUCUAAAUCAAUGGUAGCUUAACAAAUUCCAAACUAAUUGUGCACAAUUGUGUUUCUAAUAAAAGGAAUGUACAUUUCCUAUACAUUUGCAUGCAGGAAAGAACAAUGUUGCGUGUGUGUUUGUGUGUACAUGUGCGUGCGUGCGUGCGUGCGUGCUUGUGUGUGUGUGUCUAAGGCAUGGCAGCCAAUUUUGCAUCUGCUAUUGAUAAUAACAGCAGAGCCUUGAUAUCAUUGUACCUAUCAUAGGCAAUUAAAACUGAAAAGUCUCAAUAAAACUAUGAAAUGUG